Molecule: messenger RNA, 1137 nt
Organism: Penicillium malachiteum
Lineage: Eukaryota; Fungi; Ascomycota; Eurotiomycetes; Eurotiales; Aspergillaceae
Product: putative RING finger domain protein
Exons: 2
Coding region: 1-1137 (378 amino acids)
Source: RefSeq, a predicted model, not a curated record
AUGUCGAACCGAGAAGAUCGCAUAUUUUGUCAUGCUUGUGGCGGGGUAGCCUUACAAGUUGAUGAGACGGAUUUAAGCUGCCCGCUAUGUGAAUCUGACUUUACGGAGAUUAUUGAAAUUCCUCCCGAUAAUGAUCCUCCAGAGCAAUUCCCAGCACCAGAAUCCCCGCGCCAUGAGUCAACAGAUGAUGAUCGUCCGGGUUGGAGACGAACGGAGCACCGCACUUAUUCACGCUCAAGCAUGCCGGGCUCUCCAUCAUUUACUACCCACUCAUACUCGUCACCCAAUCAUCGAUUCACUUUCAUUAGUACUUCGGUAACAGGCGGAUUCCCAACCCGACAAGGCAAUGCCCAACCUGCUCCCACCGUGCCAACCAUGCUGCAGGGACUAGAUGCUAUAUUCCGAUCGCUUGGGGAGACCGGAUACACUGAGAAUGGGGCAAGAAGAGCUGCAAUAGAUCCAUUCCAUUCUGAUUCAUCAGGCUGGGAAGAUCCCUUCCAUCGGGGGUUGGGCGACCAUCCCGAUCCCGAAGAAAUAGCUCCACGAGAUCCCGCGUUACCACGAUAUGCAGAUCCCGCGUUGCCUCGAUAUGCAUCAAGAACCGCAUUUCCGUCAGAGGGUAGCCUAGCUGAGUAUGUGCUCCAUAAACCCAGGUAUCGUAAUCACUUUGGACGCGCUAACGUCGCCUAUCCUAGGCUUUUUGAAUCUCUUCGGCCAGCAACGGCGCGAAGAACUGGUACCGGCCCAAACCCGUUGGCGAUGCUUUCUGCAUUACUAGAUCUAAACCGGAAUGGAGAUGCUGUCUAUUCACAAGAGGAACUAGAUCGAGUAAUCUCCCAGCUAAUUGAUCAUAAUGCUACAGGGACUGCACCACCCCCAGCACCCACUUCGGCCAUUCACUCCUUACCCAGGAAAAAGGCCGACCAGCAGAUGCUGGGAUCGGAUGGCAAAGCUGAAUGUUCCAUUUGCAAGGAUACGGUAGAAUUGGGAACGGAAGUUGCCAUGUUACCUUGCAAACACUGGUUCCAUUUCGACUGCAUUGAGAUGUGGCUCACCCAACAAAAUACCUGCCCACAUUGUCGCCGGAGCAUUAAUCCUACCCAGGCGGACCCUGCUCAGGACCCUGCUCGUGGGUGA